AUGACUACCAGAAUCAAGCUACUGUACUACGCGGUUGAUUUGCCUUGCCAACUGCCUACCGAAGCUGAAAUCGAUGAAGCUCCAAAUAUUGCCGAGCAAUUCGGAGGCCGGAGAAUUGUUGCAAUUGAGCCCCAUUUCGUGGUGAAGUUUGGAAUGGGUAUAGACCUGCUUGAGGGAGAGAACAUGAUAUUUGUUCGUGAGAACACGAGCAUAUGUGUCCCUCGGGUCUAUGCGCUUUAUACAAGCAUGAAUACUGGGAAGAAGUACAUCGUCAUGGAAUGGAUUCCUGGUGAGACGCUCUUGUCAUCAUGGUCCUGGCUGGGCCUUUCGGAAAAGGAGUCUCUUCCGCAGCCAAGCUAUUACGGUAGUCUGGGUGAACGGCCUCUUCUAGACGGGAUAUUCUGGACACAGGAGCCAGAGCCGGCCAUCAAUGGCCUGUUCACGUCCAAUGAGGACCUCAUCGAAGGGAUGGCUAGGAAAUAUAUCCAUGACUCUGGGCCUUCAAUCAGAGCGGACUUCCUUCGCCAUUGCCUACCACGUGUCCUCUGUGAUCAGCGCCCAACAUUCACUCAUGGUGACUUUCAAAGGAAAAAUAUAAUGCUGCAAGUUAAAGAAGGCGAUGCCGGCGGCGAUAGCGCUGAACUGCAGGUUGUGGUCCUUGACUGGGAGAAGUCAGGCUGGUAUCUGGCUUACUGGGAGUAUUGCCUAGCUUAUUGCGCCCUAUGGUUUGAUAAUGAUUGGUGCCUCUGGGUUGAUAAAGCGCUGGAGCCUUUUAUCUCUGAGGCUGCCUGGCUGUACCAGAUACGUCUGGAGUUGUGGUCUUAG
Aspergillus viridinutans is the source of this 825-nucleotide messenger RNA. RefSeq lists its product as uncharacterized. Lineage: Eukaryota; Fungi; Ascomycota; Eurotiomycetes; Eurotiales; Aspergillaceae. The transcript has 2 exons. The coding region runs from base 1 to 825 and encodes 274 amino acids. The record is from RefSeq and is a predicted model, not a curated record.